AUGUCUGAGAUUAUGGGAGUGAACCUCAACGAAAACGAUAUAUCGAUCGCUCAUUGUUCACCACCAACGAAGAAAGUGAAAGACCGACUAAUUGUCAAGUUCACUCGUAGAGAGAAAAGAGCCGAAAUUUACAGCAAGAGGAAAAACUUAAAAUCUAAGCGGACGAAAGAUCUCCCGUCUAUGGUCUGCGAGCCGGAAUCUGCGGUUGUAAGUCAUACAGCACAAAUUCAUGUCAGUGAAAGCUUAACGCCAUACAGAAAAUAGCCUGCGUAGUAUGGCGGUUUUGUCGAGCCGGGCGCAGGAGCGGCGUAGCCACGAAAAAUUCGCGCGCGAAGCGCGCGAGAACGAGCGGCGAAGCCGCGAGAAAAAUAAAAACCGCCUGUUCGGAUUCGUGGCCUUUUCAACUGCCGCCCCCUUCAACUCAUUUUGACAUCCUGUUGACAACUUGUUUGGUUUCAGUUUUCCCAGCCAAUCAGAAAUAAAGUGUUGACAGCCUAAACACGACACAAAAGCUCGUGAUUUUGUGUAAAACGUGACCUUGGCCGGAAUUGGAGUUUGCUUGAACAGACACAGGUUUUUUUUUUGUGGCUAUCUCGCGCAUAGGUGACUACACUGCGCUCUAAACUUGACUGAGUAGAUCUUACUUUUGCUGCACUAAGUCUUACAUUUAUUUAUAGGUCAUGAAGUUGGCUUGUUUAAUCCGUAUUGAGUAAUUAUUUCCUGUGGUUAUUGUUAGUGUUGCUAAUUAGAAUUUGUUGAUCUCAGAUGCAGUUGUAAAGUACUAAUUUCUUUGACCACUCUUAAACCCUAAAAGCUUUUUUAUUACGGCUAAAUAAAUGUUUUAGUUUCUUUGGUCUUUUCCGACUAAAAUGCCUGGAUCUGGACAACUACAAACCAAGGAGCCUCGGUUUGUAGUUUCUUUGUCCGUGAAUGUUUUGACGCUGGGCCCGGCUUUUUAAGUGUUGUUUGCAGGAUGUUGUAUUUUUACGUAUGGCGCGAUCUUCAGAUUUGAGUUGUAGCUUAAACUUAAGCUACACCAAGCGAAAAAAGUAUGGAGAAGUAUGGAGUUCCACAGACUGCAAUAUGCGAUUCAUCGACCACAAUCGCGGACAACGUGCGUAGUAUUGCGCUGGAGUGCGUUAUUGUCUAACACCGUGUAAUAGAGAAAAUUGAGGUGAACUUUCUCGAAGCAAUGAAUUUUACUGUUUCUGUCAUAAGGUCCAUUGUUGUACAGCUCAGCGACAACAUUUCAGAUAUCUGGUCGUCGAUAGUACUUUUUAGGGAAAUUGUGAUCAUACAGGUUUUCGAUGAGGAUAUUUCUUCUUUGGCCAUAGCAAAGACAGUAAAGAUCAUGCUCUUGCCAAAUCUUGUUGACAAAAUUUCCAUGACAUCUCUCCUUUGAAGAAGACUGUAAAUGGCCAUUUCCUGUUUAGGCUUCAAUACAAUUGCCCUGUUUUCCCGUCAAAUAUUCAAGAUCGACGACGCUCCGGUCAACGCUUCUUUGAUAUUUUGAUUUUGUUUUGCGGAGAUGAUUUGUUCAGUCCCUCGAAACUCUCCCAUGGGAGAUUACCAAAAUAUUUGAUUGACAAGCGAACAUUCCGAACCAAUCGGAACGAUCCGUACGCUGGCGUACGGACCGACUCAAAAAAGCCCCCCGUCCGUGCAGGCGGUUUUUCAAGUUGCUCCCGCUCCAAUCUCCUCGCGGUUUCUCUGCCCUCGCCCGCCUUUAUUACUUAGUUCGCCCAACCAAAACCGCCAUGCUACGCAGGCUAUACAGAAAACGACUACUGGGCAGAAUCUUACAAUUCAAGCGCGACCACAACUACAAGUUUAUUUGGACGGCUAACGGUAAAAUAAUGCUGAAAGAAAACGGAGAGCUCCACUACGAAAUGUUUCGUAACCCAUGGGGAAUUCGAAGAGUUUCUUGACGAGCUCAAUUAAUUAGCUAUCAGUUUAAUGACUUCUAUAAACUUAUAUUAUUACGGAGGCAAAAAUGGCUGAUUACCAGGAAAACGUAAGUAGUUGUUGACCAUUUUAUGAUUUAACUGAUAGAGAAUUUCAUGCUAUGGUUGGCAGCUGGCCGGAUAGGCGUCAUGAUCUUGACCUUUACGAUCUCCUCCCAAAUCCAAAUAAAUUCGACGAGUGCGACCCAGAUUUAAUGUAAAUUACACCCUGCUCAGAAUAUUAUUCAGUCCGUAGCUUUAAUAAAAUGCUUGUAAAUUCAGACGCAAAGUCUUUUUCAAUUCUUCACUGUAAUACUAGAAGUUUAUCUAAAUCUAUUAGAAGAACUAUUAUGCUCCCUUGACUCCAAGCUGGAUAUACUUGGAAUUACAGAAGUUAAAUUAAGUGAGAAGUCUAUUUCUAAUGUAAAUUUCAAAGGCUAUAAUUUUUUUCCCACGGACUCGCCAACAAACGCAGGUGGAGCUGCUUUAUAUAUAGCUAAUAAUCUUAAAGCUGUACCUAGGCCUGACAUUAAAUUUGACGUAGCGCUAGUUGAAUCCUGCUGGGCAGAAAUUGAUGCUGGUUAAGGUAAAAAGAAGAUCAUAAUAUAGGUUGUAGCUACAAGCAUCCCACUUGUAAUUUAGAACAGUUUCGCAACCAACUAAAUGAUAUAAUCAAAACAAUUAAUCCCAACAGACACGAAAUUUACAUCUUUGGAGAUAUGAAUAUAAAUUUCCUGAAAUUCAAUGAACAUACUCAAACUGAAGAGUUUUUAGAUAUGCUUUAAGCCAAUAACAUCUGGCCGAUCAUUACUAAACCUACGAGGCCUACUGAUCACACAGCAACACUCAUUGACCAUAUAUAUACAAAUUGUUUCCAAAAUUUCACAGCAGGAAUCCUGAGAGUUGAUGUAACAGAUCAUCUUCCGAUUUUCUGCUCAGUCAGAACCCAGCCUACACGGAAUAAUAGUAACAAAAAAUAUUUUCGAGACUACUCUAAAUUUAAUAAAGAUCUAUACUUAGAUGAUAUAAAACUGAUUGAUUGGCACGAAAUCCUCAACCCAGAAAAGAAUCUAAAUGAAAAGGUACAGGAGGCAAUCAAUACCCUGAAUAAAAUUGUAGACAAACAUGCGCCUAUCAAGCUGGCCAGCCAAAGCAAGUACAGGCAACUUAAUUUUUAA
Porites lobata is the source of this 3121-nucleotide messenger RNA. NCBI's taxonomy places the organism in Eukaryota, Metazoa, Cnidaria, Anthozoa, Scleractinia, Poritidae. The record is from the annotation of a GenBank genome assembly.